Messenger RNA from Toxotes jaculatrix (banded archerfish), 1687 nucleotides. It is a transcript of the gene shbg, whose product is annotated as sex hormone-binding globulin. The record is from RefSeq and is a predicted model, not a curated record. Lineage: Eukaryota; Metazoa; Chordata; Actinopteri; Toxotidae. The transcript has 8 exons. Bases 144 to 1322 code for a protein of 392 amino acids. Gene Ontology annotation, molecular function: steroid binding.
CCGCCACUCCGCAUACACCGUUGCAGAGUCUCUCUGCUUCUCUUACCACCACCCACACCUCAGGGUAGUUUGGAGUCUGCAGACCACCCAAGGGCUAAGGACGCUGCACGCUGGGAGGCCUGGGUGGGUGAAUGCACUGAAGGAUGGCCGUGUUUUGCAAAGCCAUGGCAGAUGGACUGCUGCUCACUUUGAGCCUCACUCUGCUGGGAUGGGGAGCCGAGGGGCAGGGGAACGGACGGGGUAUGAAAGAAGUAUCAGGCAAAGCGACCGUCUACCUCGGCCAGAACGGAGACAUCUGGAGGCCGCUGAUCCACACAACAGUCAACCUCAGUGAGAUCAGCAGCAUCAAGUCAUCUUUUCAGGUGCGGACGUUUGAUCCAGAAGGUACAAUUUUCUACGGAGACACCAAAAACGGAGAGGACUGGUUUGUUUUGUCCCUGAAGGACGGCAUCCCUCUGAUGCAGAUUAGCAAAGAAGACGUACUCGUCAGCGUGGCAGGCGGCCCCAAACUCAACGAUGGGAAGUGGCACACACUGGAGGUGAGCAACCAGGGGAAGUUUGUGAUUCUGGAGGUGGAUGGCUCCAGUGGGCUGGUGGUGGGUAUGCAGUCCAAACAGACAGAGGAGUCCAUUUCAGGUCAACUCCGAUUGGCUCUUGGUGGGAUCCUGAUCAACAAUGAAAAGAUGAUUGUUCAGUUUGAGCCACAGAUGGACGGCUGUGUGCGGGAAGGCAGCUGGCUAAACCUCAGCAUCCCAUGGGAGACAGAGGUAGAGGAGCUCUGGCCUUGCUAUCAAAACAUCCAGCCUGGCAGUUACUUCCCUGGCACUGGAUUUGCCAUUUUCAACACCUCAGCUUUUCCCAUUGACACAGAUGAUGUGUUCAAGAUUGAAUUGUUGGGAGAUUUCAGUCAGAUGGAUGGGACCAUUUUGAGCAUCAAGGCUCCUGGACAAGAGCUGAUGUUGGCUUUAGUGGCCAAUAAUAACACAGAGGAGGUCACACUCACUUUUGGCAAAGAAAAUAAAAGUAUGGGGAACACUUUCAAGAGACUGUUGAUAACCUUUAAGGCAGAUUCACUGCAAGUGUUUCAAGAAGAACUCGAGACCAUUUCAAUAUCUGUAACUCCAGUUAUCAACUCUAGUAUUUCGACCACACUGAGGGAGGGCCUUCUAGCCAUUGGAGGUCUCCUAGGUGAAGGUGAGGACAAUGCUGGCUCCCAGUUCUUGACAGGCUGUCUGAAGAAAAUCCAGGUCCAAGGGAGGGAUUUGGACCUGGAUUUAGCCGUCAAACACAUGUCAGUCUCCUCUCAUAGCUGCCCUGCAUAGAAAGAAUGCAUGUACAGUAUGUGGAAUAGAUGCUUGCACUACAUGCCUUUGGGUCCAAAUGACAUUAAAAAGACAAUUUAUGUAAAGUACUAAAUUAUGAACAAAAUGAAAUGUUAGGGAGCAUAACAGCACUGAUAACUGCAAAGAGUAGAGACUAAAGUUUCUAAUUUAGGCUGCUAAAACUCAUUCUGUAGUCAAAUGUGGUAAAAAGUUGAAGAUUUACUAUUAAAUAUGAAUAUGUUUUCAAACAGAUUUGUUCUUCCACUAGCCCCAUUUUAACAUACAAUUUAAUCUGAGAAAUGUUAGUCAUUUUCUGACCUUGGUACGUGCAACAGUGGGUUUCAGAAUAAAAUAUAAUUCUCUUU